AUGUUCUGCUAUUUUUUAUAGGUGCCCCCGAUCAUCCCCAAUAACCCCCAAAAAAAGAAUCGAGGCCCCAAGUGCUUUAGUUUGGCCGUUUAUAGACUCUCACAGGCGUAGAUUUAUAGUAUUGUUCCGAUUCAUACUCCCCACCGGUUGGUGGCGGUGGUGCGCCAAAGAGUUUAUUUGACAACCACCGUUUAAGAAGGGGGAAGAAAAAAAUCCGCAGAAGAAGAAUCGCAGCGCGUCAUCUCCGGAACGUCCCACACAAAAAAUCCGAGUGACACGCCAUCCACGCUCUCUGGCCCGGCCGAGCGUAUUGUGCAACUGUUAUAACGGCGCCGCCAAAGAGCCCCGACACGUUACUCACACGGGCUCCAAAAGAAAGUUCGCCCGCGCCAAAGUCAGCUCGGAUAAAUCCUUUCCGAAAUGGGGGUCCGCAAAAAGACCAGCAAGAAUCCGCCGGUGCUGAGCCACGAGUUUGUCAUCCAGAACCAUGCAGAUAUUGUUUCCUGUGUUGCUAUGGUGUUCCUUCUCGGACUGAUGUUUGAGGCCACCUCCAAAGUUGCAGUGUUAUUCAUAACCGUCCAAUACAAUGUGACCAUCUCAGCAAAUGAGGGCCUAGAGGAAACGGCUGUGAACUACUUCUUCCAUGGCAUCAAGGACUUGGCCGCUGUCUUCUUCUACAUGCUGGUUGCCAUCAUCAUGCACGCCAUCAUCCAGGAGUAUGUACUGGAUAAAAUCAACCGGAAGAUGCAUUUCUCAAAGACCAAGCACAGCAAGUUCAAUGAGUCCGGCCAGCUGAGCGCAUUCUACCUCUUCUCCUUUGGUUGGGGCGCAAGCAUCCUACUCUCGGAAAACUUCCUGUCUAACCCUGUCAGCCUGUGGGAGGGGUAUCCCCAUGUACUGAUGCCAUUCCAGUUGAAAUUCUAUUACAUCUGUCAGUUGGGCUACUGGUUACACGCUAUCCCAGAACUGUACUUCCAAAAAACCAAGAAGGAGGAUAUUCCACGCCAACUUGUGUACAUCUCCCUGUACCUGGUCCAUAUCGCAGGCGCCUACGUUCUAAACCUCAACCGUCUGGGUCUGGUCCUGUUGGUGCUGCACUACUUUGUCGAGCUGCUCUUCCAUGUCUCGCGCCUGGUUUAUUUCAGCAACGAGAACAAGCAGACAGGGUUCACCAUAUGGGCUGUCUUGUUUGUCGUCGGACGACUGCUCACCCUGUCCUUGUCUGUCCUCACUGUGGGCUUUGGCCUUAGCACGGCCGAACGACAAAACCUCGAUCCGGCCUCAGGAAACUAUAAUGUCAUCUUUGUGCGGGUCACUGUUCUUGCAGCUAUCUGCAUUACUCAGGCCUUUAUGAUGUGGAAAUUCAUCAACUUCCAGCUGCGUCGGUGGAGGGAGCACGCCCAGACUCAGACCUUGAAAAAGAAACAAGCUCCCCCCAAAAGCAAGUCAAAGAAAGACAAAGCUAAUGGAGUAAAUGGAGUGAGUUCCAAUGGAGCUGAUUCGCUAAGACCCAGAAAAGAGAAAUCGUCAUAAAUGUAUGCCCCCAAAGCCUUCCUUUGUCCUACACCCCCCCCCCCAACCGCCCCCUCAAAAGAGCUCCUUCUUCCUCUGCCUCGCUGGCUGUAUCCAACCUAUCGAUGCUCUGUCUUUCCACCAUUAUAUACGUUUUUAGCUCCUGCAGAACUGACCUCCCAGCUGGACAUCCACGGCUAGAAUGCACUUAGCCAUUCGUGUUUCCAGCUGUCCAGCACGCCUUGAUUUCAGAAUCAUUGCUCUACUGUGGCAUUACAAGAAAAAAAAAAAGAAAGCAAAUGUAAAGAAGAAAACAAGAAGACCUUAUUUAAAAAGUGCCUAUCGAUACCCAUUGUUCUCUACAGGGUGUUUUUUUUUUUUAAUAGGAUUUAGGAUUGAUCAUUUCAGUGUUCAGUUUUAUUUUUCCCAACAACAGAUCAUUUCAUGCUUACACUUAGAUACUGUAUAUUCCAGAUUGUAUUGUUUUUCCACUAGUCUUCUUAUUUCAUUCAUAUAUUUAUAAUUUCUAGUUCAGAUCCACUCUGCCCUUUUUCUUCUUAUGUAAGAGAUUUUUGACACAUUCUAUGGUAGCAGUUAAUGACUGUUUUAUCCUUUUAAUACCCCUGAUGGAUUCAUAAAAUGAGUGAUGGUUGCAUACAGUCUUUGUGUAAGACCUCAUCUUUAGAACCCGGCUGCUGGUGAGUGUUUCAUAUACAUAUGUAAUUAGACAUAACAUUUUCUAUGAGCUUUAGAAGGGACAUGAAUCCUGUCCUCUGAAUGUUUUUUUUUUCCCCAUGUGACUGGCCUAUACAGAUGUAAUUUUGAUGAAAGCAUGUUAAGUUCCCAAUCCAUAUGCAAGUGUUCUUGAUGUUGGAAUGGUGAGGAGUACCGAAAGGAAGCAGAGCGAAAAGGGAAGAAAGAAUCUCCAUGGUAAUAGGUGGAUUCCCAGCCUAGUAAUAUACAAAAUUGAUAAUGGGAGACUGCCAGCUAAAAUGUCAGAAUAACCCAACGUAAGAUUAAAUUUGAGAACUCAGCCCUGUUUGACAUUUACAACAGACCAACGGACUUGGGGUGAAGUUAAAUUGAAUAUAUUCCAGUUUUGGUGGAAAUGUCACAAUUCCAGUGAAUACGUGUAUUGUUUUAUUUUAAUUUGAAUCAUGUAAAGCGAACAAUUAUGUCAGAUUUCAGUAGGAAAGUAGCCCUACGGGAAGUAUCCAUUUGUGAGGUUUAUUGAAUGACUUUUAUGGUCCUCAUCACUGCAUUGUCCUCAUCAAUUUUUUCCUUGAGAGGAACGGUUGCUGCAUUUGGCGUUGUGUAUGCGUGACCUUAAACAUGUCUGGAGGAAUAUAGUUGAUGUUGAGACAUAGGCUGGGGAUGAGAAAAUCCCAUUCUGUGUGUCUUUUUUUUUCCUUCCCGCCUACCAAUGACUGUGCCAAAUGAGAACUAGUAUGAUUGCGGAUUGUUUUGUGUGGUUUUUACUUUCCAUUUUCACUUUUUUGCCAUUAAAAUGAUGUAUAAUG
Messenger RNA from Lampris incognitus (smalleye Pacific opah), 3032 nucleotides. RefSeq names its product translocation associated membrane protein 1 (gene tram1). The transcript has 11 exons. Gene Ontology annotation, biological process: protein insertion into ER membrane; SRP-dependent cotranslational protein targeting to membrane, translocation. Lineage: Eukaryota; Metazoa; Chordata; Actinopteri; Lampriformes; Lampridae. The record is from RefSeq and is a predicted model, not a curated record. Gene Ontology annotation, cellular component: endoplasmic reticulum membrane. Bases 421 to 1533 code for a protein of 370 amino acids.